CACUUUAGCCCUAGUCGCCCAGCAUGACGACGCUCGUGGAGACUGGCGAGGAGGAUCCGGUGCUCGCCGUGGCGCGAUUCACAGCUGAUGUCGCGUGGGCCAAAGCUGGCGCCGAUGUCGCGGAGGCUGAGAUCUCCCGCAUUUGCGAGGAGGCUGAGAAUCUGGCCGUGGAGAAUCGGUGGUCGGAGCUUGUGUCGCUGCUCUUGACGUCGUCGGAGAUGGUUUUGAGCAACACCCCCGAGAAAGAUUCCGAGGCUGUGUUCUCUGUGAUAACGAAUCUAGUGUCCAAGGCCAGGAGUCCAGAUGAGGCUCUCGCGAUGGCUGAUCAGAUUGCUUCGAAAGUUACACCGAAUGUAACUGAUAAGCCGGCACUUCGUUUGAGAAUUCUUUUCAACUUAUACAACGUUCUUGACAAUCCGUAUGGACGUUUCCUUACAUUCAAGAGAGCUGUGGAUUUUGCUGUUAAUGGAAAAGUCACAGAGAUGGUGACCCCGUCUUUCAAGCGGAUGGAUGCGUUCUUAAAAGAGUGGAACAUCGCCAAGGCAGAGAAGAGAAAACUGUUUCUUGCCAUCACGAAUAUCUUGAAAGACGGUAAAAGCUCUGCAAAAGACUCUUUCAGCUUCUUGCUGAAGUACCUGGCUACAUUUUCUGGAGAGGACAAUCAGACCCUUGGAGAAGCGAAGGAGGAAGCUGUGAGAGCAAUCAUCGAGUUUGUGAAAGCACCAGACAUGUUCCAGUGUGACCUGCUAGACAUGGCAGCUGUUUGUCAGCUUGAAAAGGAUUCCAAGUAUGCCCCAGUUUAUCGGCUUCUUGAGAUCUUUUUGACUUCUCGCCUGGAUGCAUAUCUAGAGUUUCAAGCCUCCAAUCCAAAUCUGUUUAAAAACUACGGAUUGGUGCAUGAGGAGUGCAUCACAAAGAUGCGACUUAUGUCACUGGCCGGGCUUGCCUCCAAAGCCUCGCGGGAAAUCCCUUAUGUAACGAUCAAGGAUGCAUUAAAGGUCGGAGAUGAUGAAGUCGAAUAUUGGAUCGUCAAGGGAAUAGCAACGAAGAUGUUGGAUGCAAAAAUGGAUCAAAUGCAUCAACAUGUUGUCAUAAGCCGCUGCACGGAGAGGGUGUUCGGCCCCACGCAAUGGAAGGAGCUCCGGGCGAAGCUGGCGGUUUGGAAGGAAAAUAUUUGGAAUGUGACAAGAAGUGUGGAGAAUGCAAGAGCUACAAACGGUGUACCAGUGGCUCUCCAAGGCCAAGUUGUCCAUUAGACAAGGAGGCGACGUAAAAAGUUUUGGUACAUUUUAUCUUUGACUUUAAAAUGGAAGUGACGAUAGAUUGUGAGCCUC
Molecule: messenger RNA, 1334 nt
Organism: Selaginella moellendorffii
Lineage: Eukaryota; Viridiplantae; Streptophyta; Lycopodiopsida; Selaginellales; Selaginellaceae
Product: eukaryotic translation initiation factor 3 subunit M
Exons: 10
Coding region: 24-1256 (410 amino acids)
Biological process (GO): cytoplasmic translational initiation
Cellular component (GO): cytoplasm; eukaryotic translation initiation factor 3 complex
Molecular function (GO): translation initiation factor activity
Source: RefSeq, a predicted model, not a curated record